AUGUCCCUGAGCAGUGCGGCGGCUAAAGCCAGUCCAGAGAAAGCGCAGAAGUGCAGUCGUAUCGGAGGCUUUACCAACAACAGACCAGCAGUCGUAUCGGAGAUUUACCAACAACAGACCAGCAGUCGUAUCGGAGAUUUACCAACAACAGACCAGCAGUCGUAUCGGAGAUUUACCAACAACAGACCAGCAGUCGUGUCGGAGGCUUUACCAACAACAGACCAGCAGUCGUAUCGGAGGCUUUACCAACAACAGACCAGCAGUCGUAUCGGAGAUUUACCAACAACAGACCAGCAGUCGUAUCGGAGAUUUACCAACAACAGACCAGCAGUCGUAUCGGAGAUUUACCAACAACAGACCAGCAGUCGUAUCGGAGGCUUUACCAACAACAGACCAGCAGUCGUAUCGGAGAUUUACCAACAACAGACCAGCAGUCGUAUCGGAGAUUUACCAACAACAGACCAGCAGUCGUAUCGGAGAUUUACCAACAACAGACCAGCAGUCGUAUCGGAGGCUUUACCAACAACAGACCAGCAGUCGUGUCGGAGGCUUUACCAACAACAGACCAGCAGUCGUAUCGGAGGCUUUACCAACAACAGACCAGCAGUCGUAUCGGAGGCUUUACCAACAACAGACCAGCAGUCGUGUCGGAGGCUUUACCAACAACAGACCAGCAGUCGUAUCGGAGAUUUACCAACAACAGACCAGCAGUCGUAUUGUAGGCUUUACCAACAACAGACCAGCAGUCGUAUCGGAGGCUUUACCAACAACAGACCAGCAGUCGCUUUACCAACAACAGACCAGCAGUCGUAUCGUAGGCUUUACCAACAACAGACCAGCAGUCGUAUCGGAGAUUUACCAACAACAGACCAGCAGUCGUAUCGGAGAUUUACCAACAACAGACCAGCAGUCGUAUCGGAGAUUUACCAACAACAGACCAGCAGUCGUAUCGGAGGCUUUACCAACAACAGACCAGCAGUCGUGUCGGAGGCUUUACCAACAACAGACCAGCAGUCGUAUCGGAGGCUUUACCAACAACAGACCAGCAGUCGUGUUCCAUGCUGGUCUGUUGUUUACCAACAACAGACCAGCAGUCGUAUCGGAGGGCUUUACCAACAACAGACCAGCAGUCGUAUCGGAGGGCUUUACCAACAACAGACCAGCAGUCGUAUCGGAGGCUUUACCAACAACAGACCAGCAGUCGUGUCGGAGGCUUUACCAACAACAGACCAGCAGUCGUGUCGGAGGCUUUACCAACAACAGACCAGCAGUCGUAUCGGAGGCUUUACCAACAACAGACCAGCAGUCGUGUUCCAUGCUGUCUGUUGUUUACCAACAACAGACCAGCAGUCGUAUCGGAGGGCUUUACCAACAACAGACCAGCAGUCGUAUCGGAGGGCUUUACCAACAACAGACCAGCAGUCGUAUCGUAGGCUUUACCAACAACAGACCAGCAGUCGUAUCGGAGGGCUUUACCAACAACAGACCAGCAGUCGUAUCGGAGGCUUUACCAACAACAGACCAGCAGUCGUGUCGGAGGGCUUUACCACAACAACAGACCAGCAGUCGUAUCGUAGGCUUUACCAACAACAGACCAGCAGUCGUAUUGUAGGCUUUACCAACAACAGACCAGCAGUCGUAUCGGAGGCUUUACCAACAACAGACCAGCAGUCGUGUCGGAGGGCUUUACCAACAACAGACCAGCAGUCGUAUCGUAGGCUUUACCAACAACAGACCAGCAGUCGUAUUGUAGGCUUUACCAACAACAGACCAGCAGUCGCUUUACCAACAACAGACCAGCAGUCGUAUCGUAGGCUUUACCAACAACAGACCAGCAGUCGUAUCGGAGGCUUUACCAACAAAAGACCAGCAGUCGUAUCGGAGGCUUUACCAACAACAGACCAGCAGUCGUGUCGGAGGCUUUACCAACAACAGACCAGCAGUCGUAUCGGAGAUUUACCAACAACAGACCAGCAGUCGUAUUGUAGGCUUUACCAACAACAGACCAGCAGUCGUAUCGUAGGCUUUACCAACAACAGACCAGCAGUCGUAUCGGAGGCUUUACCAACAACAGACCAGCAGUCGUAUCGGAGGGCUUUACCAACAACAGACCAGCAGUCGUAUCGUAGGCUUUACCAACAACAGACCAGCAGUCGUAUCGUAGGCUUUACCAACAACAGACCAGCAGUCGUAUCGGAGGCUUUACCAACAACAGACCAGCAGUCGUAUCGGAGGCUUUACCAACAACAGACCAGCAGUCGUAUCGGAGGCUUUACCAACAACAGACCAGCAGUCGUGUCGGAGGCUUUACCAACAACAGACCAGCAGUCGUAUCGGAGGGCUUUACCAACAACAGACCAGCAGUCGUAUCGGAGAUUUACCAACAACAGACCAGCAGUCGUACGAGGGAUUCAGAGGCACGAGCCCAACACCAAACCAACCGAGCGAGCAGGAGUCCGGCCCCCGGGAGCCAAGGCACGGAUCUCAGAGGAUGGAGAGGCCCCCGGGAGCCAAGGCACGGAUCUCAGAGGAUGGAGAGGCCCCCGGAAAAGUCUCAGACGGGUCCAAAUCUGA
Knipowitschia caucasica is the source of this 2574-nucleotide messenger RNA. The record is from the annotation of a GenBank genome assembly. NCBI's taxonomy places the organism in Eukaryota, Metazoa, Chordata, Actinopteri, Gobiiformes, Gobiidae.